AAUGUGAGCUCACUCAUUGAAGGUGUGGUGGUCAUUUGACCGUUGUAUCCGAUCUUACACACUAUGUUAGCCGGUCCGUUGUUUUUCAAACAAGAUGCUCAUUUGUUUGAGUCCUGCAUGUGAGCAGUGAGGGGGUGAGUAGCCCGGUCACUCAUCCAUUUUUCGAUUAGUCAUAUACCAAACUAUAACACUGCGUGGACGUACUGUAUUAUUGCCAUACACCCAUUCCGUUCAGCAUUUUGAAUCAGUUUCGAAGACACGCACUUAUAAGAGUUUCUAAUAUUUAUUACACAGUGUCAUCAACUCCGUUUGGUGACGUCAGACUGUUACAAGCAUGAAUGAAGCCGUACUAACCAGAUCGCCGACCGAUAUUUUCAUCGAAGAACCUAAAAUAUGCGGUCAUAAAAUAAAAACCAAAGAAUGCGCCUUGUUGCUCAUCGGAAUAUUUUGCUUGCUGGCUGGGGGAGUGAUGAUGAUUGUGGGAAUCAUCGGAACUGAGGGCCACCUUGUGGCCAUUUUGGGCACCCUUGUUGUCAUUCUUGGGAUCGUCACGUUCUCAUUCUCCAUAUCUUUGCUUUGCUGCAAAAAGAGGCGGGAAGGCCACAAGAAAACUGCCCAGCACAACAAACCGAUCGUAAAGGGCGGCAUCACGCUACAGCUGCCGAAAAAGAAGAAGAAACUUGCUGAGCAGUCGCAGCCAAUGAUACAAGUUGAUAUUGUGAACGAGGACGCUAAACCGGAAGCUGAGCAAAGUUUGAAAGAGAAUGAUCACGAGGACGAAGAGGAACACGAGACAAUGACUUCACAUGAUGUCACUGACAUGAGGGCGCCUUUAACGCCAUCAGCUUCAGAAAACAAACGGAUCAGCACUUCAAGUUCACAGUCAGACAAGCGUAAAAUAAGUACAAGCACAAGAAGUUCAGCAACUGAAAUGGUGUAAAUUCAAAACGCUGCCACUUAGACUAUAAACAUUACCGCGCCAAUAAACAACGGGUACAUUUAUUUGAGCCCUGGUAAUAAAACAUUUCAUCAAUU
Messenger RNA from Saccoglossus kowalevskii, 1035 nucleotides. RefSeq lists its product as uncharacterized. The record is from RefSeq and is a predicted model, not a curated record. NCBI's taxonomy places the organism in Eukaryota, Metazoa, Hemichordata, Enteropneusta, Harrimaniidae.